Molecule: messenger RNA, 1605 nt
Organism: Dicrocoelium dendriticum
Lineage: Eukaryota; Metazoa; Platyhelminthes; Trematoda; Plagiorchiida; Dicrocoeliidae
Source: the annotation of a GenBank genome assembly
GUGCUUACCUCUUCACCGGCGAUCACCAUUCGUGCGUAUCACAGAUGUAGCCUCUAACUUCAACUGUAGGUGUUUUCAAGUUUACUUUCGAAUUCGGAAAAGUUUCCUCCUUCAGCACCAACUAUGUGCCGUCAUCUUGCAAAAUUCGCCCUCGGAUGGCACAUACGCUUUGUGAUAACAGAAUCCCAUUGCUUCGGUUACAUCCCCAAUCGACACCACUGGAGCAAGAAACUCAGAACUGUGCCAGCUUAUCUUAACUUUUCCUCACAGCCUCACGGUGCUACGCAACCACCCACCGAUUAUCAUUCUAUUCAUCCGAAAUUACAAGAACUCGUGUCUUUGGCCCAGUCAGAUUCCCAUUUCGGCCGAUGGUCUGCAUUGCAACAAUCGUUACCAUGCGAUGUCCAACCCCUGGAUCAGUAUUUCACCCUACCUCUUGGAGAUGUGUUGUCUCUAAAGAAAAAUGCGGUCCUAGCGAUCCUCCGUUUCGUGUGCUCUUUACCAGAUGAAUCCCUCGCAGUAAGCGCAGAUUCGAUGGAAUGUCCAGUAGACUCGCGGCUACUGCGGUUGAACUUGCUGAAUCCAAAUCGCAUUGCUACCGACAUAUGCGAUCCACUAUCUCACGUGGGGGUUCGGCAACCUGGCAGACUGGUCAGCCGGUGUCCUGCACUCUUGGUCGCCAGCGCUACGUCCGUUCCUUCAUCUCCGUCCUACGAUGACACCAUCCACUCGAGUCCCCCGAUCACUCACUAUCAUCGAAAUACAGUGAUGACAGAUGCUUUGAGCACUCUUGGGAGCUUAUUACCACGGACUGAUCUCAUUUCAUUGAUCAACCGCUUUCCAGCCGUAUUGCUCAGACCCAGUAAUGAACUAAACGAACUCUACUCCUAUCUGACCGAACAAAUGGGCCUUCAGUUCACCGAGUCGGUCAGAGCCAUGCAAGUCCAAUCACACCAACAUGCUAUGAGGCAUUCCACUGGCCUGCGACUGGUAAACUGCCCCGCUUGGUGCAUGUCACUGGAACACGUGAAAGCCCGGCAUUCUUUGGCUCUUUUGGCUGGCUGCUGGCCUCCGGCGAAAUUACCUGUCGAGCAUGCAGAUUCACCAGACCGACGGCUUGCCGGUCUACUUACCUGUUCGAACGCCGAAGUUUCCUCUUGGCUGGGCCUGGACUGUGAUACACAACCCACAGAGCAGCGCAAUCCAGCACUUGACGCAAUCACACUAAGUUCACUGGAUGUGGACACCUUUCAUUACAUCUUAUCGAGAAUCUCGGCGGAAGAAUAGAGAUUUCUGCAUGGGAGUGCUUGUUCGUUUCAUAUUUGAGCUAGACCCGCAAAUUGUUAUAGGCAUAUGAAGACAGAAAUGUCCCUCUCUCAUUGCAUCCACAUCUUGAUGGUUUUUCCUUUCGCCCAACCCUCGCUUUACUUUGCACAGUUCACGAACUUUGUGGAGUUUCAACUUCUGCUCAUUCCUGAUGCUAUUGACCUCUUGCUGCAAAUAUUAGAUGGUGUUUCAAACUGUAUUCGCAUUUAGCUGUCCCCGUUUUUAUCUUUCUACCAUUAUCUUAAUUCACCUGUGAACAAUGAACAACUCCUGUUGUCA